Molecule: messenger RNA, 8804 nt
Organism: Dicentrarchus labrax (European seabass)
Lineage: Eukaryota; Metazoa; Chordata; Actinopteri; Moronidae
Gene: frs3
Product: fibroblast growth factor receptor substrate 3
Biological process (GO): cell surface receptor protein tyrosine kinase signaling pathway
Cellular component (GO): cytoplasm
Source: RefSeq, a predicted model, not a curated record
CCUUCUUGUCGCUCCUCUCAGCCUCGUUGUCUGGCGGUGAACUCUCACCCCAGCUGCUUUGGAAAUGUCAUACAGGCAGAGGCCCGUGCUGCAGUAGGGGGGCGUAAUAGGAGGAAAAAAAUAACAACAUUUUUUUUUUUUUUUACUGCUCUCACUGCAUCUUUUACUCGCGUCUCUGCCGUGCAAGUGGCACAUCCCGCUACCAGCAGCAGCAGCAGCCGCCGAUAACUAAUCGCAGUUUCAAUGCUUAUUUCGCAUUAAAGGGGGCUAAUAAAAAAAAAAAAAAAUCCGUGCCAGACAUGGGUGAGAACAUCAUGCUUUUCUUGAAGAUGUCAGUCCAGCAAACCAAUAGGCUUGUGACGACGAUGCCCAGUCGAAGAUCCUGGGAUUGAGACGUGAAUCCCUUUACACUGAUGGCCUGGACUGAGUUUCAGCUGGCCUGCUGAAGCUAUGGGGAGCUGUUGGAGCUGUCUGUACAGAGACCCCAUCCGAGACAACCAUCUCACCAAAUUUAAGGUCACCAAUGUGGAUGAUGAGGGCAACGAGCUGGGAUCUGGGAUCAUGGAGCUCACCCAGACCGAGCUCAUUCUUCACACACGUAAGAGGGAUGCCAUCCGGUGGCCGUAUCUCUGCCUGCGACGCUACGGCUACGACUCAAACCUGUUUUCCUUUGAGAGCGGUCGUCGCUGUCAGACUGGGCAGGGAAUCUUUGCAUUUAAGUGCUCCCGAGCAGAAGAGAUCUUCAAUCUGCUUCAGGAGCUGAUGCAAUGUAACAGCAUCAACGUGGUGGAAGAGUCGAUGAUGAUGAGUCGCAGUGGUCACACACCAGAGAUGGAGAUGUCUCGCACACCACAGACUCCCAACACUCCAGCGUUCCCUGUCCCGGCUUUCCCCAAUGGGUACCCUGGUUAUCCAAUCAGAGGUGAUUCCUCUCAACCCUCUCUUGCUGAUGAUCGUGGACAUAGCCUCAUGGGUUUGGAAGACCAGACCCACACCUAUGUAAAUACUGUUAGUAUGGAGGGGGAUCUCUCUAUGCGUCACUGUGUGCACUCCCUGCCCGAGGUGCGGCCCAGCACUUUCCCUGAAACUACACGGGGAGCCAUGCCCAUCGGGGGCCAAGGAAAUCCGCAGUCCAACCUGCGCUGCUGUCCCCUGGAGGAGCAUAAUGAUCCUCAGGUGUUUUUACAGCCGUCCUCGCAGGAGGUCAAAUUCAUGCUGGGCCCCACUCCAGCACAACGCCAUCUGCUGGAGAGAGAGAGGGAGAGAGAGAGGGAGAGGCACGGGCACAAUCCUCACAACCUUCAGCCUGUAGAGGGUGCAACAGGCUCAGAGACGGAGGGAGACGAGCCCUCCAUGCACCUGUGCAACUCUCACUCCUAUCACCAUUUCCAUCAUCACACGCACCGGCACCCGGGGCUCGAGCACCCGGACAGCUGCCAGAGCGGCGAACUCACGUACGAGAACAUCAACGGUCUGAGGAGCGGCCGGAAGCAGCGGCUGAGUCCCAGCAGUGUGUCACAGUCUGUGGGUUCGAGCAGCAGCAGCAGCACCGGGGACAGUCACUCCCACUCCCUCCUGCACCCGCACGCCCACGGCCCGUCGUCUCUACCCCCGCAGGGCUACGGCUGCGAGAGGGGCAUGGGCGGAGGUCAUCGUCGGACAGCACUGCUCAACUACGAGAAUCUGCCCUCUCUGCCACCUGUGUGGGAGUACGGCGCUCUGCAGCGGGAUGAUGAACAGGAUGAAGAAGACGAUGAACAGGAUGAGGAUGAAUACGAAGAAGAGGAGGAAGACUUUGAUGAGUAUGAGUUCUCAGAAGGCCCUGGGACGCCCAACGGGUACCACCAGGAUGGCCGGGGCAUACACAGAGAUGCCCUGCAGAACUAUGUCAACACAGAGCAGGUCCAGCCGCCCCGGCUCCGACACGCCUGCCCGCCGCAUUCACGGCCAUGUCAGCCAGACAGAGGGGGGCGAAUAUUUAGUUUUGAUUUCCGCAGACGAUCGAGGUCAGGGGUUGAAGGCUGUGAGCACGGCCACAUGCCUCCAUCGCGGCAGCUGAAUUACAUCCAGGUGGACCUAGAGGGUGAACCUCCCUGCCAAGCCCUCAGCAGCGGGGGUGCCCAGACCCAGCCACAGCACCAGCGCCUACCACCCAAAAAAUGUGGCCCCCAGGCACCCCGGCGCAGUGAAUGCUACGCAGUCAUUGACCUAAAGAAGACCGCUGCCAUGUCCAACCUGCAGAAAGCUCUGCCCAGGGAUGAUGGAACUUCCAGAAAGACUCGCCACAACAGCACAGACCUGCCUCUGUAAACGGUGUUCAAACUGAAGAGGAGCGAUGAAGACAGAUGAAGGCUUAUCCUCAUCUUAGCACACUGGACCCUUCACUGUCAUCCAUCCAUUCAACUGUCGGGCUGACUAAUACAGUACAGGUACCUAAUUAGAAACUUACUGAAACCUAUCUGUGCAUAUAAAAGGAAAUGAGAAAUCUCUGAGGAGAAUUUGCCAUUUUAUUCUGUGUUAUUUAUUAGAUAUGUGGUGUGAAGCCCUCUCGAGAAAUUGGCAGUUUUUACUGCAAAUACUUUGCUGGAUAUAUGGAUAUUUAUAUAUAAGCAUAGAAUCAUAUUUAUAUGUAUGAUUUUAUGCUUAGCUAUGACUUAGAGCAGAGACCUCAUUGGAAGCAGUCAUUGCCAUACUGUAUUAGCAAAUUUUAAUUCAUAAACCCAUCUCCACUCUCAAAUAUUAUUGUUCCUAUCAUUUACUUAUUUUACAUCCAUGUGGGUUUUUAUGGAAAUACUACAAGAGUCAAAAAAAUUUGACUCUCAUUACAGAAGAAGUAGAGCAGUUGUUGGCAUGAAGGUUAAUGGUUCCUCCAAGAUACUGGCCAAUAUUCAUACCUCAUCACAAGCAUCUAAGUCUAAUAUUGUGGCUAGUUGAAGAGACCAUUAUUUGUUAUUUUAUUAUGCCUAUAGAGCAUUUUGCACACAAUCCUAUGGAAUUGUAUUUUAUCAUAUGCUAGGAAUGGUGUCGUCCAAUCCAACAAGAAUUAAAUGAACAUAAGAGAUGGUGAUAUUUGGAGAAUUAUACUAAACUGAAUGACCGUAAAAGUAGCACACAUGGAUUAAAACGAGCUUUUGGCUCCCACCUGUCCACAUGCAGCCAAUGGAAAAAGUAGCAUAUCAUCAUUGAUCAUACCUCCUGCACAUCAUCCCAGACCUGCAGGAAGUCCACGUGGUUUACGCUUGUCACAUUGCACUUUUAACCCUGGGCCACUGAAGCGCUCUUUGUCUCUACUCCCACUCCACUGGAGCCACAGGUUCGACCACGUCCUUUUACCAAAAGCAGGGGCCAAAUAUUUCAAUCUUUGUCAGCAUUGUAGAUAGGAUUUAUUUACAUAUUUUGAAAGAGACAUCAACAACCUCAAAUAGUGGCAUUAAGCUAUAACCUCACAUGAAAUGUGCUGAAUCUAUAAUUUGUUAGUAAUCAGGUGUGAAUGGUCUGUGUUAAAGGGUAAAUCAAGUAUGUCGCCAAGUCAUGCAGUGAAGACUUAUGUGAGGCUAUUUAUCGACCUUCUUAGUCAGAUAUUUAUUUAUUUAUUUUAUAAAUUAUUUAUUCAUUCUUUUUGUUUUCUUUGUUAUUGUAAUAAUUUCUGUUUUCCAUGUGAUGACCAGCGUUUUGUAAUCCAGUUGGUAAUACUGAGACCAAAGUUUCACCUCAAAUUAUCACUGGACACUGGUGUGUUACUGUUAUAACUGUGCUUAAUUAUAUUUCCGAAAAAGAAAGACUGUAUUUAUAUUUUAAGUGCCAAAACUUAAUUGCAAACUGUAUGAUGAAUGGACUCAAACGUGCCAAUAGAAUUCGUAGAAAGACUAUAAGACAGAGGCAUAAAGCGAUAACAGUCGGGAGACAAACUUUGAAAAAAAAAAAAUAAAAGAAAAAAACAGAAUCCAACUUUUUAAGGAGAAAUAAGAAUUAAAACGACAAAAACUGCACAUUCCACCUCAUCCACAUCGACAGCCAUUGCGGAGCGAGAUAUAAGAAUGGUAAUCUUGUAGUCUGAUAAUCACAGUUAGGGUGGUUUUAUGCUGCUACAUGUACAUACUAACAGUAGCCCACGUAAGCUACAGGUACUUGUCGAAAUGAAAACAUGUGUCUUUGAACCUAUGAGAUGUCAGAUCUUUUACCAUAUUGUUAAUUGCUAAUAGAAGUAGCAUUGUUGUGCUCCUCUGAGAUCAUUUCUGAGCAGAAGUAGAAAUAAUAUGUACCAUUUCAGAGAAUGUUUCAUUUGACCAAUAUUUCAAUUAAUCGCGAUUGUUUUCUUGACAAACUGGCUGUCUGGGUAGGAGAGGUACUAGGAACCACAGGCCCACUGAUGCUGUCAUCUUUUUGUUAAGCGCUCAUAUUAAGUUGAUAUUUUCAGCUGAUGGAGGAAGGCCAAAUGUUCUAGAUUUACAGUGUGUAGUCUUCAGAUGCAGAUGUAUUGUGGCAUUUAGCUGAAGUUGAUUUCUUUCUUCUUUUUUUUUAACGGUGCAUUAAAGAGAUAAAAUAAGAGGCGAAAAUACAAAUUCUCAACUUCUGAUGAGGAGGAGUUGUUUUAGCUUCUGUAUAAGAUGAGGUGCAACUCGAAGAUGAUUUCUUCAAAUUAAUUUAUUCUUGGUGCUCACAUCACCAUUUUCAAAUCAAGACAAAACAACACAGACAGAAAUCUCAGAAUAUAUGUUUUAAGGGCCUUAACAUAAUAACUCCCAGUAUUUAGAUUAUUUUCAUUAUUGACUAUUUUUUUAACAUUUUGAUUCAUUAAUUAAUUGUUAAGUCAAUAAAAUGUCAGAAAAUAAUACAAAAUGCUAUAUACAGUAAAUUAUAUAUUUUACAUUUAAUUUAUUUCGAUAUUUCAUUUUGAAUGAUACAAAAAAGUAAAAAGCAGUUGGAGAAAAGCCUGAUACAGUUAAUGUUUUGGGCAUUUUUGCUUUAAAAAGAAAUUGAAUCUAUCAUCAUUUCAGCACUAGAUGGUUCCCAAACAUUCCAAAUCAGAUAGUCUAUUACAAAUCUGCUUAAGUUAUUUGCCAUUUAUGACUUCUAUAUCUUUUGAUUAACCAGUUCAGUUAAAAAAAUUAGAAAACAGUAAAAUGGUGCUUCAAAUAUAAAAUUUCCAAUGAUAUAAAACUGACAAAAAAAACUCACAAAUAACAAGCAGCAAUCAUCAGAUGUUUGGCACGUCUGCUUUAAAUAAUAAAACUCAAAUGAUAAAAUAAUACAGUACUAAUUUGUUGUAGCUAUAGAUAUGUGAUUUAAAAAAAGGUAUUCACACAUGAAUACCUUUUUAUUUCAUGAUCUGUAUUCAGAGGUUUGUAGGACAGCGACAAACAAUUAUUUUUAUUAUCAGUAAAUCUGGCGAUCUUUAGGUUGAUUAAUCUGUUAAUUGUGUACAAAUGUCAAAAAUUAGUUCAAAAUGUAGACAAAAUAUUCAAUUUACUAUCAUGUAAAGCAGAUAAAGCAAAAAAAAAAAUCCUCACAAAUGAGCAAAUGUUUGGCGGUUUCUCUUAAUAAAUGAGUAAUCUGUUCAUUGAUUGAAUUAUUUCAGUGCUGCUGGUUUGAUAGUAACAAUAAUUUGAAAGUGGGAUGAACACUUUGGCUUCUGAUGCACAUUCCCAACACAGAAACCCUAAAUAACCCAAAUCUAACGUUGAUAGUUUGUAUUCUUUGUUUACAUCAUACUUUCAUAUGACAUUUUAAAAAGAAAAAGUCUCUUCUAUAACAACAAGGCCAACGUUCAGCUGACAUUUUGACUGUAUUUGCAGAGAUAUUGUCAUGAUACAUUGGAAGGAUGUUUAAAUUUUUGCAAUAAUAGUUGAAUUAUUAUUUUGUCAAUCUUAAAUCAGACCAAUGUGUGAAGUGUGAAAUUUAAAUAGUAGUCUGUAGAGCUGUGGGCUUAAUGUAUUUACUCGCCUGUUCUUCUGUGAAUCAGCAGUCUUAUUUUUUAUUUCAGGUACGAUGUUUAUUUUUCAAUCUUCAUAGUUCGAUUUUAGCUAUGAAAGUUUAAAAAAAGAAAAUAAUAAGAAAAAAAAAAGAUGCCUGUUUUCUUGAUUGUCAGACAAUGUGUUUGCUUAAACUCACAUUAACAGUGCCAUACAGUAGGUGACCAUUGCGAGUACUUAAAUUACAUUUUAUUGUAUUAAACUUUUCAAACCAGUGGCGAUGUUUCACACAGGAAUCAGAAAGUGUUUCAUCUAAUUUCUCAGAAUAUUGUUACAUGUGGUUUUAUGGUCAUUUAAAACAAAAAAAAAUAUCCAUGUUGAAAUGUGUUAACUAUCUUUGUUAUAACGCAGUAACCUCACCACCACCCAAACCAGUUAACAGUGAUUACAGCAUUACCAUUAUUACCACAUACUCCUGUGUUUAUGGAUUAAUAAUAAAAAAUAAAUAUAUAUGUUAAAUAAUUGUUUUUCAAAAUCGCUCUGCACAAAAAAAAAACACUUGCGUGAUCUCAACGCACUUGAAUUCAAAAGAAGUACAGUUCCCAUUCUCAUCACUCGUUGUGAUUGACUGAUGCUAUCUCAAGCAUUUCAUUUUCAUAACUCUCAGUGUUUAUGCUCCAGGCACAAUUCACACAGGUGUCUGUGAAAUCAUUAAGUGCUGCUCAUUGGUGUGAUUUGUUCUGCUGAUGCAAUCUGCAGGGCAAUGAGCUACAAGUCGAGAUAAGAAGUUCUGUCAUUAAGUUCCCCAAACUGAAUUUAUUGUAUGGGUUGUUUAACUAAAGGGCUGUGCUCUGUGUUUACUGUACUAACAUGAACGCGUAUCUUGAAGUCCAUUUUAAUGAUUUUCUCACUGUGCCUUCCAUAUUCAACCUGGAGAAACAUCUUCAUUGCUGUCUGUGAGGGCGGCCUGUUGUAAAAAAUAAAUCAGCACCUGUUUGAAGUUUUAUGGCUGAUGGUGGUGAAAUUUGAAAGGGGCUUUAAGUCGAAAUUGAAGUUGUAUUUGAAAAAAAAAAGUGCUAACUCCUGAUUGUUUUACACCAUACUGUAUUUGAAAAUAAUGUCUGUUUUAAAGGAGUAUUUUGACGCUUUUGGGAAAUAUGCUUAUUUGCUUUUUGCCAAGUUCGAUUAGAAGAUUGUUGCCACGCUCACGUCUGUACUCUUAAUAUGAGGCUACAACUAACAGAUUCUUAGCUUAACUUAGCAUAAACACUGGUAUCAGGGGGAAACUGUUAGCCUGACUCAAAAUCCACCUAGCAGCACCUCUAAAGCUCAUAAAUUAACACAUUAUAUCUCAUCUUUUUAGUGUAAAAACGACGUAUCUGAUUUCGAUGGGGGUUUUGGUGACAGCAGUUGCCAGGGCAACCAGCAGAAAGCCACUGCUUCUGGCCAUAAAACAGUUCAGCCCAUAAUUUAUUCUCAUUCAUUCUCAUUUAAAUUUAUACCAAAUGAGGUUAACCCUCUCCUCUAACUCUUGGCAUGAUACAAGUGUAUUUCCCCAAAAUGUUGGACUAUUUCUUUCAGGUUGUGCAAAAUUAAAAGUGAAUGAAACAUCAUUUGUUGAGGAGAUGCAGUGAAAUAGCCAAACUCAAUGUGACUGAAAAGGUGUUGAAUCAUGAUUAGUAUGUUCUGUAGCAUAUAAUGUUAAUUCUGAGUAAAGAUUACAGUGUGUUUGUCAUUAUAAUGUCAUGCGGCUAUGGUGCACUCCAUCUGAUUUCUCAUCAGAUGCCAUUUCUUCUCAUAGUGCUGAAGAAUGUGAAAAUAAAAUUCCUUUCAGAGAUUUCUGUUUUUUGUAUACUUUUCCAAUGUGUCAGAUGACAAGAAUAUAGUAAGAACAGAAAGAAAGGCCAGCAACACGGUGCACCAUAGUGCUACAUAUCACUUUCAUCAUCAGUGGUUUUCAUCAUCAUCAUCAUCAUCAUCAUCUCUUUAGUGAUUUUGUACAUCUUCAUUUUCAAAAAAAAAAAGAAAAUCUCCCACAGAAACAUCAUGAUCUAAAUGACAUAUUGUAAAACCUAAACUUCCUGUCCAUGCUAUGAGAUAGAUCUCUGUCAAAGUACUGAAAGUAUCAGAAAACUGUAAUAUCUCUUUAUUAUUGUGUUGGUUUUUUGUGUUUUCUUAAAAAUCUGGUUUGUUUUUGUCCGGUAUGAGGAUGUAAUCACCACCAGAGGGUGGUGUACGGGUCUGAGCUGUACAUUUUUGUGACAGAUUUGUGUAUUUACAUACAGGUUGCAUUGGCCUAACUUUGUGACUAUUAUAUCAAUUUAUGAAUCGAAUGAGUGCCAAAUAUGCUUGAGCAUGACAAAAUCCGGGACCUAUGAGGAACUGCAGGUACUCUCUGACUCACUGAGCGAGACUCAAGUGACUCACUGCUAUUCUAGACUCUCUACUUGUGAUACGAAUGCACAGCUGAAGGUUUAACCAUGCUAAAUAUUUUUGCUGAAAGAGGGAAAAAAACGUCAUUAUGUUUUUGUCUCAGUUUUGAAAAGUUUCUUCAGAUAUUUGUUGUAUGUUUCUGUGUCCAUCCAUGGCUUAUAAAUGAGUAUGCAGUGAUGGUCUUAUCAUGCUGCCAUUAGAGGUGAAUAUAAAAAGCUGAUUUGAUUCAUUUGUUGGACUGUCACAAAGAAACAUUUGGGUCAUUUUCAUUCUUAAAUCAUUCCACACAGAGAUGCAUUGUAUGUUAUCUGACCUCCUCUUCAUCCCACCAUGUCCCAAAACAAAGUGAGCCUGACAUUUGGUGAAUUUUACCCUGAAUUUUAUCAAUUAUAGAGUGUGGAUUUGUCCAAAAUGUAAAAGUAAAUGUAAUUCUAAUAUUAAAAUGAAGCUAUGAAAAUA